This is a messenger RNA of Ipomoea triloba (trilobed morning glory), 1221 nucleotides long. RefSeq names its product bZIP transcription factor 53. The transcript has 2 exons. Gene Ontology annotation, molecular function: DNA-binding transcription factor activity; transcription cis-regulatory region binding. Gene Ontology annotation, cellular component: nucleus. The record is from RefSeq and is a predicted model, not a curated record. The coding region runs from base 479 to 922 and encodes 147 amino acids. Gene Ontology annotation, biological process: positive regulation of DNA-templated transcription. NCBI's taxonomy places the organism in Eukaryota, Viridiplantae, Streptophyta, Magnoliopsida, Solanales, Convolvulaceae.
CCUCCACUUUCACCUAUAAAUACCCUCUCUCACCCUCUAUCCAACCCUUCCUUCGUUUGUUUCAUUGGCGGCCUCUACUGCUAAGAUCUAAUCGUUGAAGUCUGCUCCCGCCAUCCUGAUUGAAUAUAAACCAGCCUAGAGUUUACCUUAGAUAAACCAGCUUGAUUUCUGAAUUGGGGAUUUAGAAUUUUACAAAUAAUUUUCCAUGUUUCCUAUAUGAAAUCUUUUCGAAUGCGUCGAAUCCGUGUCCUCCACUCUUUCUCUGUUGUCUUUCUUUACUGGUUCUAUGUGUUUUCAUGAACUGCCCCCUCAUUAGUGUUCCUGCCUUCCAUUCUGCUAUCUGCAAAAUCCUAAUUUCCAUUCUCAAACUUAUUGGUUAGACUUCUGAGCCAGGCUUCAUAAUUUCUCUCAAACCUUUAAUCACUCCUGUUUUGAAAUAAAAUUUGUCUUGAUUUGGGACUACACAAGAGACAAAGGAAUGUCUUCUGUGCAACAGCCAGCGAGUUCAGGUUCAUCCUCUGAUCUGGAUCAGCGAUAUGCAAUGUAUGAUGAAAAGAAAAGGAAGAGGAUGAUAUCAAACCGUGAAUCUGCCAGGAGGUCACGGAUGAGGAAGCAACAGCAUGUUGAGGAAUUAUGUAGCCAGAGGACUCUGCUGGAGAAUGAGCAGAGUAUUAGUAAGCAGCAAAUUGAAACUCUCUCUGAUGGGCUUGCCAGGCUUUCUGCUGAGAAUGAUGUUCUCAGGGCCCAAUAUGCAGAACUGGCGGAUCGUUUGCAGUCGAUGAAUUCCCUUCUUCUAUUGGUGGCAGAGGUCAAUGGGACUGUGGUGGAUAUCCCUGAAAUUCCAGACGUUUUGCUUGAGCCAUGGCAGCUGCCUUGCCCAACUCUACCCAUUGCUGCAUCCGCUGAUAUGCUCCAGUUUUGAAAUCUUGUGCUUCUAAUGUUGUUAUCAACCAUUCUGCCCUGCCUAGGCAGCUCUUUGUCAUUCUUUUUUUGUGGUUCAUGGUUUUCAGACUGUCGAGUCUUUCAUUGUCAUUAUGCUUUUGUGUCUUAGUAUUACCUUUAAGAUGUCUACUGGUGUGAUGUUCCAGUCUAGGUGUUUUAUGUUGUGCAUAGCUCUUGUUUUCUUGGACCAUCAGAGUUCUUGUAUCAAUUAUGGCUUGUGAUCACCUAUGCAGAUCUGUUGUGAAUUUAAUGUACGCUAGUUUUAUUUGGAAGUUGAAA